AUGGCCAACCUGGAGCUCCGGAUGCAGGAGCUGGAGAAUCGGCAGAUUUUGGAGGAGGCCGGCGUCCGAGUGAGUGACGACCCGGAGAGGCUCAGUGAGCUACAGAAGAGCAGCGUUUCUGUGACCAGGGGCCUAAAGGUCUUAGGCACCAGCGCCCACACCCUCGCCGACACCGUGCACGAGGCCAUCCUGCUUGUGGGCACGGGCGGCAUUGGGCCAGGCUCACAGGCGCUCAUCGUGCUUGGAUUCCUCGUGAACAUCGUCGUUCAAACGCUCUUCUGUGUGAUCAUCGGCAACUCCUUCUUGGAUGACCCGUAUCCAUCCGUGGAGGACUCGAAAAGGUGGCGCGAGACCAUCGCGCACGACUGGAACUUCAUGGACCAGUUGGGCGCCACAUCCCUGGCGAGCCGAAUGUGUGCCGGGGACGCCACUCUGUCCUAUGCCACAGCGCAGGAGAGCAUCAUCUCGGAAAUCAGGCUGUACAGUGCGGGGCUUCCAAUCAUGAACGUCGGAAGCAUGGGUGCGAUUCUGUGCCUUCUUUGCCUCACCGUGUGGUGGCUCCAAAUUCUCCGCGAGCUCUGGAGUGCCGUGAGCUUUGGCGAGGGGUGCAUUUCUCUUCCAACUCGCUCCACCCGUUUGACCCCGACCGACUCAGGCUCCUUCCGCUUGGUCUCGAUCAGCGUGACCCGCAAAGUCUUCGUGGUUGCCUUGGUGGUCGUCAGGUUCGCUGUGGCCGUCACGCUGGGGGCCGUGGGAACUCUCUUCCUUCUGAACACCGGAUCCAUCCAAGAGGUUGUGUUGAAUGCAGUGGCCUUGGGUUUCAUCCUGGAAACUGAUGAGCUCUUCUACGACACCUUGGUGCCGAAAGGCGUGAAGGCUGUGAAGGACGUAAUCGAGCCGCUACCCCUCUUGGAGAACACCUACUGGGGCUCUUACACGCGAGCCGGAAUCACCGUCGGCAUCUGCACGGCGCUGCUGGUCCUCGCAGGGACGAACUUGAACGACACCCUCUCUCACAUGCGCGCGAUUGAGGAGGAGAUGUGUGGCGGCAGGAAGAAUUUUGUGGUUGGCUUGGGUACUGCGACGGAUACAAGCUACGCGGUGGAGAUCCGAGAGCUGGAUGAAGGGGGUGAGGAUGCGGGCGUGGACUUCGGGGGUGCGGCACAGGCACGGCUCCGCUCCGACGGGGUGCGCGAUUUGGUUUGGUUCGGAAGCCUCAGCUCGUUGAUGAGCCCCGGCUAG
Messenger RNA from Symbiodinium natans, 1242 nucleotides. The record is from the annotation of a GenBank genome assembly. NCBI's taxonomy places the organism in Eukaryota, Dinophyceae, Suessiales, Symbiodiniaceae.